GUGGAAUGAAUUAUUAUUCUUCAUUUCCAAUUUCCAUUCCAUUCUCCUUCAUUUCAUUUGCAUUGAAAUAAAAUUGGUCUUUAGCCGCUACAUUAUCGCGAUGAAUAAUCCUUUAUUUGUAUAAACUUUCUUUUAGAAUAUAAUAAAAGUUUUUGAAAUAGUUCAUAUAUCAUAAAUGAUGGAUAUCGAUGAGUGUCUUAAGGAGUGGGAAGAUUUACUUGCGGAUUACAAACGCUUAGAGACGGUAAAUAAAGAUUAUGUAGCAAAGCUGGAAGAAGUUGGAGAAUUGCAGGCAUCAUGUUUGAAGGAACUGAACCACCAAAGAUACCGCAUGUCAAUAAUAAAUGGUGCACUGAAAAGGAUGGAAAAGAAAGGUGUAACGAAAGACGAACGCGUGGCAAACUUAGAAAAGGAAAUUAUGAAAAGGAAAGCAAUGCUACACGAAAUUGAGACGACACUCCCAAAACAAAACGGUCUAUACCUGAGAAUCAUACUAGGCAACGUCAAUGUGUCCAUUCUUAAUAAAAACGACAAAUUUAAGUAUAAGGAUGAAUAUGAAAAAUUUAAGCUAAUCCUCAGCGCAAUCGCGUUCGUCCUUGCUGUUGCCAACUUAUUUAUAGAUUUUAGGCCAUUACAACUGAUACUGAUAUUCCUCCUGGUAUGGUACUACUGCACGCUAACGAUUAGGGAGAGCAUCCUGAAGGUGAACGGCUCCCGCAUCAAGGGCUGGUGGCGGUUACACCACUUCAUCUCCACAGUGGUAGCCGGGAUCCUGCUCAUUUGGCCGCAGAACGAGCCGUGGGACGAGUUCAGGCAUACAUUCAUGUGGUUUAUUGCUUAUAUAAGUGUAGUACAAUACAUGCAGUUUAGAUACCAAAGCGGCGUCCUAUACAGGCUGAAAGCCUUAGGCGCUAGACAUAACAUGGACAUCACGAUCGAAGGCUUCCACUCGUGGAUGUGGCGCGGCCUUUCCUAUCUGUUGCCAUUCCUAUUCGGAGGCUAUGUGUUCCAGCUUUACAUUGCCUAUACGCUGUACCAUAUUAGCUAUCACCCCGAGGCCACUUGGCAGGUGGCAGCGUUAAGUUUUUCGUUCCUGCUAAUCGGCAUCGGAAACACGGCGACGACUCUCAUAGUGAUCCCACAGAAGCUCAGCGAACAGGUCUCGUACCUGGCGGUUUUGUUUCUUAUUUUGCACUCCUGCAACAUGUACACGAUACUCCGAACGUUGCGCAAGAAAAUGCAGGGCGAACGGAAACUGAUCUACAAAUUGCGCGCAAUUGCUCAUCGCCUCACCGUCUUGGAUCAAAAAUGGAGGCAGAAUAAAGUGGAAGCAAAAACUUCGUAAGAAUGGUGGUGGUUAGAGCAUGAGACUAUCUGAUGAGAUAUUAAUCAUUUUCCCGAUUAAUCACUAUUAUAGAACUAUUUAUAUUUUCGUAUAACAUUUGGACUAUCUAUGGACUAUGUUAAAUGUAAUGUUGACGAUGUAAAUAUAUUUGGUUAAUGACAUUAAAAAUAAUAACAACUUC
Molecule: messenger RNA, 1526 nt
Organism: Maniola jurtina (meadow brown)
Lineage: Eukaryota; Metazoa; Arthropoda; Insecta; Lepidoptera; Nymphalidae
Product: transmembrane protein 120 homolog
Exons: 9
Coding region: 176-1345 (389 amino acids)
Cellular component (GO): membrane
Source: RefSeq, a predicted model, not a curated record